CGGUGGUGGCGGCGCAUGCCUUCAUUUAGAAUUUUAUAAAUUUAGAAGGAUAAAUAGCAAAAAAUGGAUACCCGUAAACUAACCGAAAUUUUGAGUGCUACAAUCGACCCCAAUCAGAGGCAGCAAGCUGAAGAACAACUAGCUCAGAUACACAAAAUAAUUGGUUUUGCACCAUCUCUGUUACAAGUUGUUAUGUUAAAUGAAGUUUCAAAGCCUAUUCGACAAUCUGGGGUAGUCUAUUUGAAGAACAUGAUCACAUCAGGAUGGCAAGAAAAAGAGGCAGAAGAAGGGGAGCCAGUACCUUUCAGUAUACAUGAACAGGAUCGUGCUAUGAUAAGGGACAUAAUUGUAGAUGCAAUUGUCCAAGCACCAGACCUAAUAAGGGUCCAGCUCUGCGUUUGUCUCAAAACUAUAAUCAAACAUGACUUCCCAGCUAGAUGGACACAAAUUGUUGACAAAAUACACAUAUACCUACAAAAUCCUGAACCCAACAAUUGGAUGGGUGCAUUGUUGUGCCUCUAUCAGUUAAUAAAGAACUUUGAAUACCAUGUAACUGACAAGAGAGCACCACUCAAUGAAGCGAUGAACCUGUUGCUGCCAAUGAUGUACAACAUCAUUGUGAAUCUCCAGCCCGACCAGUCCAUGGAAUCUGUGCUCAUUCAGAAGCAAAUACUCAAGUGCUUCCAUUGCCUCGUAAAGUACAUUUUACCAUUGGAUUUAAUAACAAGGGAAAUCUUCACAAAAUGGAUGGAAGUCCUCAGAUCUGUAAUGGAAAGGCCUGUCCCAGAUCACACAUUGCAAGUGGAUGAAGAUGAAAGGAUGGAACUACCGUGGUGGAAGUGUAAGAAGUGGGCAGUGCAUACACUAUACCGAUUAUUUGAAAGGUAUGGAAGCCCAGUAAAUGCCAGAGAAGAAUAUGUUGAGUUUGCUGAUUGGUACUUGACAACAUUUACUGGCGGUAUUUUGGAGGUUCUAUUGAGGGUGCUGGACAACUAUAGGAACAAAAUAUAUGUCUCGCCUCGAGUGCUGCAACAAACUAUUAGUUAUAUUGAUCAGUGCGUUAGUCAUGCUUAUGCCUGGAAGUUAUUGAAACCACACAUGUUUGCUAUCAUUCAAGAUGUGCUGUUCCAACUUAUGUCAUAUUCAGAGGCAGAUGAAGAAUUGUGGUUUAAUGAUCCAUAUGAAUAUAUCAGAAUUAAGUUUGAUAUAUUUGAAGAUUUCAUAUCUCCAGUAACUGCUGCACAAACAUUAUUGAUAUCAUGUUGCAAAAAACGGAAAGACAUGCUGGAAAGAACAAUGCAUUUCUGUAUGCAAGUCCUCACUGGUCAAGGAGCGGAAUAUGGCCCUAGACAGCGGGAUGGUGCUUUACACAUGGUGGGAACUCUAAAUGAUAUUCUCAUUAAGAAGAAAUUCUAUAAAGAAGAGAUUGACUCUCUUUUGAGCCAAUAUGUUUUUCCUGAGUUUCACAGUCAAUUUGGAUACAUGAGAGCACGAGCCUGCUGGGUCCUUCAUUCCUUUGCCAGUGUUCACUUCAAGAAUGAGGCCCUUCUUGCAGAGGCAGUACGACUUUCUGUCCAUGCUCUUUUAAAUGACACAGAUCUACCUGUUAAAGUUGAAGCUGCGAUUGCCAUACAAAUGCUUCUGACAUCACAAGAAAAGGUCCACAAAAUGUUGGAGCCUCAAGUUAAACCAGUGACUUCGGAACUAUUGAAAGUCAUCCGUGAGACAGAAAAUGACAAUAUAGCCAAUGUACUGCAAAAGAUUGUACCAGUAUACACUGAGCAAUUGAUGCCAAUGGCAUUUGAAAUUACAGACCAUUUGGCUACAACUUUCAGCAAAGUGAUAGAGACUGACUGUGGAACAGACGAAAAAGCAAUCACCGCUAUGGGUCUGCUUAACACCAUGGAGACUGUUCUCAACGUAAUGGAGGACAAUCCCGAAAUUUUGGCACAACUUGAAAAAACGGUUUUACGGGUAGUGGGCCACAUUUUACAUCACAACAUUAUUGAAUACUAUGAGGAAGCAAUGACUUUGCUUUGUACUCUGACGUCAAAGACCAUAUCAGAAGACAUGUGGAAGGUACUGGAGAUGCUAUACCAGGUGUUUGAAAAAGAGGGCUUUGAUUAUUUCACUGACAUGAUGCCUGUUCUCCAUAACUACAUCACUGUUGACACAAAUGCUUUCCUAUCAAAUGAGAAUCACAUUUUGGCUAUGUUUAAUAUGGUGAAAGCUGUAUUGAACUCAGAUGCAGAAGAUGAGUCUGAGGUGUAUGCUGCAAAGCUACUAGAGGUGAUGGUGCUCCAGUGUUCUGGAAAAAUUGACAACUGUCUACCCUCAUUUGUGGAACUUGUACUGAACAGACUUACAAGGAAAGUCAAGACUUCAGAAUUGAGAACUAUGUUAUUACAGGUUCUAAUAGCCAUACUUUAUUGUAAUCCUCACUUGCUGUUCAACAUAUUAAUGAAAUUACAAGAAUCAGUACCCAAUGCAUCCAUUACACAACACUUCAUCAAGCAGUGGAUUCAUGACACUGAUUGCUUUAUGGGAUUACAUGACAGGAAACUGUCAGUACUAGGCAUUUGCACACUGCUGGAAAUGGGACCUCAGAGACCAGCCUUAGAUGAGGUUCUUCCAAAGAUAUUACCAUCAUGCUUGGUGCUCUUUGAUGGAUUGAAGCGGGCUUACGAAGCAAGGGCUGAAGCUGAUGAUGACUCCUCAUCAGACGAGGAUGAUGAUGACGAUGAUGAAGAAGUACUUUCGACUGACGAUGAUGACUUCGAUCAAAUGAAUAAUGAAUAUUUAGAAAACUUGGCACGCAUCACAGCUCAGAAGAGUGCCGCCCAAGACAUUACAAUAACCACCAAGAUUGAGUUUGAGAGUGAUGAUGAAGUGAGUGAUGAUGAUGAUUAUGAACAAGAUGAAACUGCAAUUGAAUGCUACACCACAGUCCUUGACGACAAGGACUGCCCAGUUGAUGAAUACAUCAAAUUCAAGAAUGCACUGUCUGGCCUGUCAACGAGCGAGCCAGCGCUGUACCACGCGCUCACGAGCGUGCUCGACGAGGAGCAACAGAAGCAGCUCAACGCUGUGUUCGUGCUGGCCGACCAGCGCAAGGCGCAGCAGGACAGCAAACGCAUUGAACAGAGCGGAGGCUACUCUUUCACGGUACCAGCACAAGUACCUACAACUUUCAAAUUCGGAUCAUAAAUGGUUAGAUAAAAGACUAAAUUGACUAAUUUUUAUCACAUUACAUUUACAUUUCUUUAUAUACGUUCUUUCAGCUCGAAUUGCGAAACAUUAUAAAUGUUGUUACUCUGUGCGAACUAUUUAUUUUACUAUUUAUUUGAUGUGUUUAGUAGUGAUGUAACGAAUAUUCGCAUUCGCAUUCGCAUUCGCAUUCGCCAAUAUUCGCAUAUUUUUCGAUAUUCGCAUUCGCAUUCGUAUCCGCAAAAAACGAUGCGAAUAUUAAGCGAAUGUAUUUACCAAACAAAAAGGAAAUUAUUAUAAUAUGGUUGCAUAUGAAAUGAUAACACAACUGAUAAGAUUUAUAAUUUAUAUAUUUUUAUUUAACCAUUAUACUUGAAUUUAAAAAAAUAUUAUGGAACAGUCUUGGUAAGCAACUAAAUUAGAAACACUUUCUCUUUUGUUCUUGUUAGUCUAAUUAAAAUAUUAACAAAAUCACAACUUAACUCCACCACAGAAAAAAUAAUGAAUGUCCAUGCCUUACAUACAUUUUGAAAAAAAUCUAAUUCUAAAUUCAAGUAUCUUUUGUGAAAACAGAACUUCAGAGAUCCAAUCAAAUCUAAGUAUAAUAUUAAUUUAUAACCUUUUUGGCUUUAAUUAUAUAUUUUUCCAUCCCACUAUAAUCUAUAUAUUUUCUAAGAAUUAAAUAUGAUAAUGAAAUAUAAACUUAAAAAACCAAAUAAUGAAUACUUGACUAUUUGUAAAUAAACUUUUCACAAAAAAAAAAAAAUUAUUUCUAUUUAAAACAAAAGUAAAGUUCUAAUAUUCAUAAUGUUAACAUUUGGUUUCAAUUGCACAUUUUUUCACUAAUUUUCUUUUUCUAUGAAUUAAAAAUAAUGAAAUAUAAACUACUCUUUACUCAUGUUUUUAUAACAUGGCUGACACGAAGUGUCAAACAUUUUGCGCGCGCUUUAUUUGAAAUAUAACAUUCGCAUUCGCAUUCGCAUUCGCGAAUGUGAAAAAUCCAACAUUCGUUACAUCACUAGUGUUUAGUUCCUGAAUUAAUAUGAUGUAUAAUUUUUACCCAAACAACCGUGGUCGCUGAUAACAAUAAGGGCAAGGAACUUAAGAUGCUUGGAUUGCGACGCCUAUCAUUUUCGCUGAUAACAAUUAAGUCGAGUCCGUCCCCCCCCCCCCCCGACACACACACACACAUCACCCUGUGACAUUCUCUCCCCCCUGAUCAUUGCUUUAAUAGCGGAUAUUGAAUUAUAACAGAGGAAUAAUGAGUAGUCUAAUACCUCAGGUAUUGCAGAAGAAUAUUUUCAUUCAUGUUACUAGUUAUUUAUAAUUAACGAUCAUUGUAAUAUUACAUUACAUACGCCGACAAAAGAAGAUUUUGAAUUUAUAUCGUCUAUGAUCUGAUGGCAGAAAUUGAGAAUACCGUGUCAGUGGCGACUACAAGUGUAAUUAUAUCAGCGUGUAUUUGCAAUGAUUCCAAUGUAUCAAUAUUACCAUUAUCGAUAAAAUGUAAAACAUGUCAUCAGAAAUGCAUGCAAACAAAUUGACUAUCUUCGUUAUCAAUGUUUAGUA
Molecule: messenger RNA, 4776 nt
Organism: Colias croceus (clouded yellow)
Lineage: Eukaryota; Metazoa; Arthropoda; Insecta; Lepidoptera; Pieridae
Gene: msk
Product: importin-7
Exons: 14
Coding region: 64-3207 (1047 amino acids)
Biological process (GO): protein import into nucleus
Cellular component (GO): cytosol; nuclear envelope
Molecular function (GO): small GTPase binding
Source: RefSeq, a predicted model, not a curated record